AUGGCGCGUGAAGGCACAGCUCUUCGGGCGGGCCGAGCUGCAGGUGCAGGCGUAGUGAAGGUGAACGAGAGCAAGCCACCAUCCUCGAAGCGUCCAGUGUCAGCAGCAAGCAUCUUCAAGCAGCAGCAGUCAAAAGCCGUGAAGAAUUCUGUGGUCACUCCGGUUCUUCAUACGUCGGCAAUGAAGAAGUGGACGCAGGCGAAGCGAGGCUCGAGCAGCAGCCCAGAAAAGAUGGGAAGCAACGACGGCAGGAAGCAGGACGACUUGCACCCUCUGGCUGCAGCAUUCAAUGACACAGCGCGUGCAUAUAGGCAAACACUGCUUGAGAGUACUACGAGGAAACUUGAUGACACCCUCUCUCACCUCCUCGAUCAACUAAAUGAUUUCAACAUCACAACUUCAUCGUCUCCUCCCCAGGCAUCCGACCCCAACGACUCACCCCAGAGACUCACUAUAGCAGACAGGGCCGAUCGGACUGCGAAAAAGCUCUUCACACCGCUCGGCCAGUACGAGCUGACUGUUGCGCGGAAUGAUCCUAAUGGUGAAGAAUAUCGAGUAGUGCAGAAAUUGGAAGAUGGGCUCGUAGACUACCAGGCUAGGCAUGAACACCGUAUCGAGGAGAUUCGCAAGCUAGAGGUGAAGUGGGAGACUGUUGUGGGCGAGAUAUGGAAGGUUGGCAUCAACUGCUUGGGCGAAGACGCCAUGUCUGCCCUCUUACUUAUCAAGCCGGCACCUCCACCUUCGCCACCCGCCAAAGCCGAGAGAUACAGCCUAAUGCUCGCCGACCUCGACCCGAGGCCCGUACGCAAGAAGGUCAAGUUUGAGGAGUCAGCCCCCAAGCUGCCCAGGUUCCUCACUUCGGCCUCCAGAUACGCGGAUCUUCCCAUCCCGAAACAAAUAUCAAAGGACGAUAUCAAGAUGCUGACAGAAAAGGUCAACGACUUCGGCACCGAGCAGAUCGAGGCACUUACGAAGGUCAAGAAGGAUGGGGAGAUCUGGUGGGAGAAGAAGCAGGCGCAGAUGAUGAUCGCUCUGCAGGAGGAUUGA
Messenger RNA from Paraphaeosphaeria sporulosa, 1047 nucleotides. RefSeq lists its product as uncharacterized. The transcript is spliced from 2 exons. NCBI's taxonomy places the organism in Eukaryota, Fungi, Ascomycota, Dothideomycetes, Pleosporales, Didymosphaeriaceae. The coding region runs from base 1 to 1047 and encodes 348 amino acids. The record is from RefSeq and is a predicted model, not a curated record.